Molecule: messenger RNA, 624 nt
Organism: Protopterus annectens (West African lungfish)
Lineage: Eukaryota; Metazoa; Chordata; Ceratodontiformes; Protopteridae
Product: interferon-induced transmembrane protein 3-like
Exons: 2
Coding region: 94-384 (96 amino acids)
Cellular component (GO): plasma membrane
Source: RefSeq, a predicted model, not a curated record
CCUGACAGAUCUAAAGUAUUUCACCACUGUGUUGAAAGCUGUAGUUUUCUUUUUGUAAUUUUGUUUUGGAUAGUGCUUUGUGUUUCCAACAAAAUGCAAAGUGUUGUGAUCCCACUGCAAACAUACAGUGUUCAGAGAUCACCAAAGAAGGACUACGUUACUUGGUCAUUGUUCAAUUUUAUUUUUUGCAAUGCCUUCUGCUUGGGGUUCAUUGCUCUUAUCUUCUCUUUUAAGACCCGAGACAGUAAUCUGAUUGGAGAUGAGGCUGGAGGCAAAACGAACAGUUCAGCAGCAAAAUGCUUUAACAUUGCUGCAACAAUUGUGACUUUACUACCAGGGAUAACCACAGCUGUGUUCCUUUUAGUCAUGUACACUAGACGUUGAGCUAUUAUAGAUAUUAACUUCUGUAACUGAUUUCUCCUUCACUGUUUAUGUUGGUUACAUACACUGCUGGAAUUUUUCUGAAUAAUAAAACAGCAUACCACAUAGAAUUCCUUCCUGCAUGCUGUCAUGUAAAAUGUUUGCUGCAACGGCAGUUGAAAUAGUCUGACUAACUUGAAUUUAAACAGUAUACAUUUUUGAUGUACUAAACAGUGUGUGUGUGUGGUUUAUGCAUGAAUAUCA